Messenger RNA from Guyanagaster necrorhizus, 1569 nucleotides. RefSeq lists its product as uncharacterized. The record is from RefSeq and is a predicted model, not a curated record. NCBI's taxonomy places the organism in Eukaryota, Fungi, Basidiomycota, Agaricomycetes, Agaricales, Physalacriaceae. Gene Ontology annotation, molecular function: protein binding. The transcript is spliced from 4 exons. Bases 1 to 1569 code for a protein of 522 amino acids.
AUGGCCAAUAUAUACGACUUACCGAAUGAGAUAUUGUUAAUCGUCGUCUCUCUCCUUGAUAUAUCCGAUAUCCUAUCGCUUAGACAGACCUGCAGUCCAAUUCAUGCAGCCAUACAAGACAAAUCUGUUUGGAUUUCUCUUUUACAAGAACAACAGCACCAAAUCCCCUUCGUGGCGUCCCUCCGCGAACCCCACUCAUCCUAUAUCCUUGGUCUCGAUCCAUCUGUUCUCCAAUCUGAAGUACUUACUGCGCGUCGUAUCGACCGGCUAUGGUUAGGAAAUAGACGCAGAUCUCCCACCAAAUUGCAGCACAGCGGAAACGUUCAGCUCAUAGGGCUAAACGUGUUCCUAGACAGGUGGCUUCUUGCCGUGUACGGUGAAGGCAUGCACCUAUGGGAUCUGGACCUGCCCUGUGGUGGAUUUCCGGGCUUUCGAUGCGCGAGCUUGAAGCUAAGUAAAUCAGGAUUCGCGUCCUAUACGGCAGCGUUGGAUAUCCCGAAUGACAGGAUAUUGAUUGUGCUCAAGAAGCAUUCGUUUACAAGUCCUUUUGUGACACUCUUGUAUGACAUAUCUCUGGUGUCGCCCUAUGGAUUUCGUCUCGUGCAUGGUAUUGGGUCAAACCCUCUGUACUCGCCACGUCAUAUCGAUCCGGUACAUAACGUUGUAUUGUCUUCACAUGCCUGUUCUAUAGAACUACUGGACUGGACGAAGGAGGAGAACCCACCCGUCCUGAUUCCAACCGAAGGCGAGAAUAUGGAAGAGUUGUACACGGCUAUCCAUGACGUUCGUCUCUUUGGAUCGUAUGUGAUUGUGUUCAAAACACGUUCAAUCGAAUUGCAUCCUUUGCCAAAUGAUCUAGUACGAAGCGGGUCCCCGGCAAUCAUGCAUACCCCUCGUAUACUGAAGCACAAGUUCUCCAAAACGUUCCGUAGCUACGUUAUUUCAGAGAUUCCCGACCAUGAACUCCCAGACGUUCUUACACUGGACUUUGUCGCUUCAGACGUCAUCCACGGCCUUUUUCAUUACACUGCACACAUCACGAGUGUGCCGACUCUCGAAGUGAACCUGACUGGCCUGAACUCCCUCUCAAACCUCAUAUACAGACAAGCGUAUAUGAUGCCGUUCGCGCGCCAAGACGCGGAUCCUGUACGCACGCCAUUCUAUAUACAGGAAUCUAGUGUUUUCGAGAGCUCCCCAGCACCGGAAGCUUGGGCUACUCUUGAGAACGGGAUAAGUGGAUACAUCAGUGCGUACUGUAUGGGACCGCAGGCGAUGAGAGCGGCCUGGAUAGAGCGGAGUCGUGGUAGCAUGCUCAGGGAGAUCGUGCUAGCCCGGUUGCGGCGCCCGGGUAGAAUUCAGGAUCUGGGAGAGGUCAUGAGGAUCGAGGCGCGUGUUGUGCAUGAUGAAAGAUCUUACGAUUUACGAGGUUCGGCAUUUUCAUUUGCCUUCAGGAAUAAGCUAAGCGAUCGUAAAGAGGACUUCACGCACUGUGCGUUGGGAGAGGCUACGGGGCGCAUUGUGUUGGGUAAUAGAGCAGGGGACCUGUUCUUAUUGGACGUAGACAAGUAG